CCUGAAUAUUCUAACCAGGAAAUAAAUUACGGAAGUAGCUAGCUGACAGAUCCAUGCUUCUUUAAAAUAGCCGUGAUAUUGCAAUUUCGAGAUGCAAAAUGGCGAGCAGAAUUCGGGGAUUUUAUAAUGCACAAAAUAUGAACUAAUAGACAUUGCAUUUGAUAGGUAAAAGAAAUGAGGAGACGAUAGCUAGCCAUGGUUAGCCUAGCACCUGCCGACAUAUGUGACCUUAAUGUCCAGUCCAUAAACUACACUAACGUUACAGUAUGAGCAAUUCAUCUACCGACGUUAAUCUGCCUCAGCUAAAUUCUCUCUCGGUUUCGCAUCUGUCCUCGGCUCUGGUCAGAAGAGGAUAGCGUCGCUACAGUAUCUGACUGGCACAUUUCGUAUUUGAAGGACUAGACGGAGUCAGGAGCAUGUUUCAGAAGAUCUCUUUCACGGCGCUCAUAGUCGGGGUGUUCGUUGUGUAUGUUUCGCACACUUGCUGGGUGAUGUAUGGCAUCGUUUACACCAAGCCUUGUGAGAACCCCAAAUUCGAAAACUGCAUCAACCCUUAUUUGGCAGGAAAACCAAGACUGCAGGUUGGUAUGCAUCAUUGCAAGCCAGCUAGAUGAAAAAACGCAAGCUUGCCAGUCAAGACAGUUGUUUUGGGUGUGAAAAUUGAUUCGUGAACAUUUUCUGUGUUCUUUAUUCCCCAUUCUCAGCUGAGUAUCUAUACAGCCUUGCGACCCAAUGCUGAUGGUGGACAGACCCUCAUUCACAAGGAGGAGGACUUUGAUGUUGAGACCAAGUUUGAAAGGUGCAACAUUUCUUACGGUUACAGGAUAUGGCGGUAUCCAUCGUGCUUAUUACAUCUGACUGACUGAUAAUCACCUAUGGAAACUUUGUGGUAGACACAGUCAGUGAUCUCUGGGUAUUUGCAGGAUGACUAGGACUUCAUGUUAGCAAGUCACCUGGAGCCAAAACGGGUGCAGAUAUCUGCCCACAUUCAUAGUAACUGAUUAACAUUGAACAAACCGACUAUAGAGACUACUUCAACCUGCAAAGUUCUACCUCUCCCUGCUAUAUUCACCUAUCUAUCCCUUUCCUAUAGGAUAGUGAAUGUGUCCCUCCCGAAGAAGACCCGUAAGAAUGGGACUCUGUAUGCCAUGGUGUUUGUACACCAGGCAGGCAUGUCUCCGUGGCAGGACCCCAGACAGGUGCAUCUGGUGUCCCAGCUCACCAGCUACAUGAUACCCAAACCACCAGAGGUCAGCCUGAUCUCAGGGGAGGAAGCACCACAGGUCAGACUACUAUUACACCACACAAUGGCUGCGUUCUAAAUGGCACCCUAUAUAGUACACUACUAUGGGGCUCUGGUCAAAAGUAGUCCACUAUAAGGGAAUAGGGUGCUAUUUGGGACGCAACCAACACUUACAAGAUCCAAAGCAAGACAUUUAUACAUCUCUUUAUUAUUAGGAUGUGUCCGUGUGCACAGGCAGUGGCUUGCCUUGGAAUCAACCAUUCUGAAUUGUCCCUGUAUAGCAUAUAUUUUUUAAUGUUUGUCUACAUAAGUCUGUUACAUUUGAAUGCCUUUCACAUUGGAAUGCAUUUCUGUGGAGUACGUCUUUCAAACUGUCAUGCUGAUUGUGAUGUUCAGUUUUUCCUCUUGUCUUUUUCUCUCUGGUCUGCUGUUGUCAUUGUGCCCAGGGCAGGUGGAGCAGCAGAAACAGAAGCCUAAAAGAGGUGACUCUGCAGUGGACCGGCCCGUGUCUCACUGGCGCUCCCGUCUCACCCUCAAUGUGGUGUCAGAGGACUUUAUCUUCGACAGGGACUUCCUGCCCAGCGACGUGCACCGCUACCUGAGAGUGUAAGAACACACUUAUGAUACAAUCUAGAAUUGAAAUUCAUCAUACACUCACAAAUGGACACCUGGAACUAACGAUACAGUACACCUUCUUCAGGGUGAAGAAGGCACAGUGAUGCUGAAAUAUUGGUGGUUUACCCAAUCAAUUACUGGGAGCUUGUAUAUAGAGUGUGCGACUCUUUAUUUAUUUUUAUAGCCUACAGUUUACCCGCCGUUAGUCAGCAUCUCUACCAACCUUUUUUGGGGGGGGUGCACCAGCUCAUGCUUUUUAUUACAAUACAAAAAUGUAAACUUCAAAUUCCAGAGCCUUUUUAUUCAAUCAUUUAUAUGUUUUCCUUGAUUGUUUUACUGUGUUCCAGAUUUCAAAAUGGAAAGAAGAGGAUGUACCUUCCACUGCUGUUUGUGGAUGAGCUGAGCAACAGAGUGAAAGACUUGCUGGAGAUCAACAGCACCAGCACAGAACUCCCUCUCACCAUCUCCUAUGACACCAUCUCCCUCGGGAAACUCCGCUUCUGGAUUCACAUGCAAGAUGCCGUCUACUCCCUGCAACAAUUCGGUGAGUAGUACUAUAGAAAUUGUUUACCGGACACAGAUUAAGCCUAGUCCUGGACAAAACAUUAUUUUCCAUUUCAGAUUCUUCAUUGAGAUUGCUUUUUAGUUCAGGACUAGCCUUUAAUCUGUGUCAGGGAAAUAGCACCCAAUAUGCUAGUUGAUACUAGUGUGCAGAAUUGACACUAAUCUGCAUGAGUCGUUCUACCUACCGCCAGAGGAUCACAAACUGAACGACCACAUCACGAGAGAGACAUCUGUCUUAUCGUUGCUGCUGUUAUGUCAUUAAUGGAGUCUGAGUGGAAGAGGUUCUGCAACUGUAGUAAGAAAUAUAAUAAUAAUAUAAUAUAAUAAUAAUAUAAUAAUAAUAAUAAUAAUAAUAAUAUAAUAUAAUAAUAAUAAUAAUAUGCCAUUUAGUAGACGCUUUUAUCCAAAGCGAUUUACAGUCAUGCGUGCAUAAUUUUUUUUUUUUUGUGUAUGGGUGGUCCCGGGGAUCGAACCCACUACCUUGGCGUUACAAGCGCCGUGCUCUACCAGCUGAGCUGAGCUACAGAGGACCACGAGGACCAUAUAUAAUACAAUCCUUUGUUUUGUCUGUUUUGAACAUGCAAAUCAAUGUUUGAUAAAUGCCCACAAGAAAAUCACUUUUUUUAAACUGAAAGACGAUACCCAGAGCUUACCCAUGAUGUUGCACAAUGAUUUAAGUCAAUAAGUCAUAGUUUGAUAUAUUUGGGCUUGAAGUGGGAAAUCCGAAGUGGGAUUUUUUCAGUGGCAAUGCCGUGUGUUUCCCCUGUGAUAUGACGUGCUAAUGCUUUUCAGUCUACAUUUAUUCUCAGGGGUUUUAUUUGAAAGUUACCACCCACCAGCAUGGCAUUGUUUAUUAAUCAGAAACACCUGCAAAGUUCUUCGUCUUCGCGAGUCCGGACUGAGCAAAAAAGGUUUUCGCCGUAGCCUACACUGAGCCAUGGAGCUAAUUAAAAUAGGGGGUGUAAACUUAGGUUUUUGCACCUCCCCCUUUUUUUUUACCAGAAGAUUAACAUAAUCAAUUGGAUAAUUUGUGAAUUUUCACUAAUUGAUGAGCUAGUCUUUAUAUAGAAAAAUAUGACAAUUUUAUAAAUGAUAUAAUUGUGUGAUAUGAUUGCAUUUUGCAACCCUGCUCAUCUGUUGCUUCACAGCUUUGAUUGGUGCAGCUAAACCACAAGUGUCUAUCCUAUAAUGAACAGGCACCCACGAAAGAAAAUUCAAGUCACUUGUUUAUCUAUUUUGUUGUGCUGUUACAUUUGUAUUGGUGUUUCGUGUCUGAUGCGCUCAGGGUGUUUUGCAAUGUAAUUUACAACGUGCAUCAUGAGCAAAGUCAUUGUAGCCUAUCAUUUUACUUCCCCUGUGAGAACCAUGAGCACGGGCUGACUUGGCUUUGCUGUACCGCAGCCUUCCUACCAAGGGUUGCACCUUGUCCAUUACAAUGUAGAAAAAUGCUUGUCUCUUAUGGAAGAUGCCAAAACGUUGGAGAUGACAAUAGAUGGUGAUGUCAAAGAUACUGGUUUCCAUCUGUGGUGAAGUUUUCCCUAUUAUGCUUAUGACAAAUCCAGCUCCAGAACCAGCCAGCUGGCUAAUCUUUUGAAUACGGUGUAGUAAAAAAAACAAAAAAAAAAAACUGGCAACAACAGAUAUCAUUAGCUUGCUAGAUAAGGUUAGCAAGAUAGCUAACUAAGGUUAGCAUGCUAGCUAGCUACACUGACAUGCGUCAGUUCUCUAUUUGUUGAUGUUUUUCCAGUCCACGUGGAAAUCUCCAGGACAUUUUUUUCCCACCCCCAAUUCGUGAUUAUGUAUAGGAAGCCUGCGUCAUUCUUCGGAGGUGGAACCUAAGCAAAUUUGGUUUGUUGUGAUUUCAGGCUUCACUGAGAAAGAUGCUGAUGAAAUCAAGGGCAUUUUCGUGGAAACCAACCUGUACUUCUUAGGCCCUCACCUUCUUCGUAGCUGCCUUUCAUGUAAGAAUGUGAAGUCUUACUGUUCCAUAUAAAUUAAGUGACGAUCAUCUUUAAUGUUUACAUUUUGAAAUGUUUUGUCAUUUAGCCGUCGCUCUUAUCCAGAGCAACUUACAGGAGGGCAGAUUUGUUUCACCUAGUAGGCUCUUAGAUUCGAACGAGUGACCUUUCAGGCCUUUACUGGCCCAACACUCCUAACCGCUAGGCUAUGUGCCGCCCACAUGCAUGACUGAGAUUCACUCAAUUAUUCCUGUAUCACAUUGCAUCUUAAAAGCGUGUUUCAUUUGCAGCUCCUAUUUGAUUUCCUGGCCUUCAAACAUGACAUCAGCUUCUGGAAGCAGAAGAAAAGCAUGGUGGGGAUGUCCAGCAAAGCAGGUGGGUUAACUUCUUACUAGGAUACUGUUAGGCAGGGUUGGGGUCAAUUCCAAUUGAAGUAAUUCAGGAAAUUAUUUGAAUUUAAAACUUUUAAAAUAAAUACAUAGCUUCUCCUUUUCUGUUUAUUGAGAAAAAUAUAUAAUUUUUUAAUGUAUUGAAUUGGAGUUUCAGUUUACUUCCUGAAUUACUUUUACAUUUUAGUCAUUAUCCAGAGCGACUUAGGUAGUGCAUUCAUCUUAAGAUAGUUUGGUGAGACAACCACAAAUCACAGUCAUAGUAAGUACGGUGGGGGGGGGGACGACAUUGGCUAUUCGGUGGAAUUCAAUAUAUGCCUUUGUGUGUGUGUGAUAUUAUAUUCCAGAUAUACACAGAGUAUACCAAACAUUGAAAAAAAAAUAAUAAUAAUCGUGAUUACGAAACAUGAUCCGCCAAACCGCGCUUCUUAACACCCAAUCGCUUAACCCGGAAGCCAGCUGCACCAAUGUGUCGGAGGAAACACCGCUCAACUGACGACCGAAGUCAGCAUGCAGGCGCCCGGCCCGCCACAAGGAGUCGCUAGAGCGCGAUGAGCCAAGUAAAGCCCGGCCGGCCAAACCCUCCCCUAACCCGGACGACGCUGGGCCAAUUGUGCGCCGCCUCAUGGGACUCCCGGUCACGGCCGGGAUCGAACCCCAGGCUGUAGUGACGCCGCAACAUUGCGAUGCAGUGCCUUAGACUGCUGCGCCACUUGGGAGGCGGUGGAGCGUUCUUGAUACACACAGGGAACUGUUGAGUGUGAAAAAGACCAGCAGCGUUGCAGUUCUUGACAAACGGGUGCGCCUAGCAUCUACUACCAUACCCCGUUCAAAGGCACUUCAAUAUUUAGUCUGGCCCAAUCACCCUCUGAAUGGCACACAUACACAAUCCAUGUCUCAGUUGUCUCAAGGAUUAAAAAUCCUUCUUUAGCCUGUCUCCCCUUCCUCUACACUGAUUUGAAGUAGAUUUAACAAGUGACAUCAGCUUUCACCUGGUCACUCUGUCAUGGAAAGAGCUGUUCUUAAUGUUUUGUCUACUCAGUGUAUAUGCAACGUUUGACAAUUCCCCUUACAUGUGUUUAUGUUGUGGUCCUUUCCAGUACUGUGGAGGUGUUUCAGCACCAUUGUGAUUUUCAUGUACCUGUUUGAUGAGCAGACCAGCCUGCUGGUCCUCAUUCCUGCUGGAGUAGGCUCCAUUAUCGAGGUACGUCUCCUCACAUGCAUUUAGUGGCUUUGUCCCUAAUAGUCCCUAUGUAUUUUUAUUUGACCUUUAUUUAACUAGGCAAGUCAGUUAAGAACAAAUUCUUAUUUACAAUGACGGCCUACACCGGCCAAACCCAGACAACGCUGGGCCAAUUGUGCGCCGCCCUAUGGGACUCCCAAUCACGGCCGGUUGUGAUACAGCCUGGAAUCGAACCAGGGGGUAUUGCACUACUUUUGAGCAGGGCUACCUAUAUCCCGAUUUAACUGUCGUUCCUCACAAAGUCUGCACUUGUUUAAUAAUUCACAGAUUUUUUAAAGGAUAUGACAGGUAUAUAGAUUCCAAAGGAUAUGACUGGUAUAUAGAUUCUAAAGGAUAUGACUGGUAUAUAGAUUUUAAAGGAUAUGACUGGUAUAUAGAUUUUAAAGGAUAUGACUGGUAUAUAGAUUCUAAAGGAUAUGACUGGUAUAUAGAUUCUAAAGGAUAUGACUGGUAUAUAGAUUUUAAAGGAUAUGACUGGUAUAUAGAUUCUAAAGGAUAUGACUGGUAUAUAGAUUUUAAAGGAUAUGACUGGUAUAUAGAUUUUAAAGGAUAUGACUGGUAUAUAGAUUCUAAAGGAUAUGACUGGUAUAUAGAUUUUAAAGGAUAUGACUGGUAUAUAGAUUCUAAAGGAUAUGACUGGUAUAUAGAUUCUAAAGGAUAUGACUGGUAUAUAUAUUCAAAGGAUAUGACUGGUAUAUAGAUUUUAAAGGAUAUGACUGGUAUAUAGAUUUUAGGAAUAUGGUAAAAUGAAUUUAAAAGGAAUGAUGUAUUGAUUCCAAGGUAUGACUGGUAUAUGGGUUUUUAAGGAUGACUGGUCAAAAGUUUUUAAGGUUCGUUAUAUUUUAAAGGGUUGACUGUAUAGUUUAAGGUAUAAUGGGAUUAGAUUCCAGGGUUGACUGUAUUAGAUUUUAGUUGCUGGUAUAUAGAUUCCAAUGGUUUACUGUAUAUAGUUUUAGGGUAUACAUGUAUGAUUCCAAGGAAUGACUGGUAUUAGUUUUAGGUCAUUUACUGUCAAAGGAUUUUAACGUAUGACUGGUUAAGAUUUUAAGGUAUGACUGUAUUUAGUUUAAGGGUAUGCACUGGUUGAUUCCAGUCUGACUGGUUCAUAGAUUUAGGAUAUGACUGGUCUCUAUCCAAGGUGACUGGUAUAGUUUAAGAUAUGACUGUAAAAGAUUUUAAAGGAAUGACUGUAAAAAGAUUUAAGAUAGCUGGUUAUGUUUAAAGGAUAUGACUGGUACAUAGUUUUAAGGAUUGACUGGUCUCGUUUGAUUGACUGGUAUAUGAUAUCAAGGUUGUGUAUUCCGAUUUAAGGAAUAUGACGGAUAUAGAUUAGGAUAUGACUGGUAAUAUAUUCUGGUGAGACUGCAUAGAUUUACAAUAUUGUUUGAUUUAAAAAGACAAUAACUAAAGGAUUAUACUUUGGGACCCAGGGCUCUGGGAAUAGGGUUCCAUUUGGAACGCAGACAGUGUUUCCUUAAGGUUCUCUAUUUGCACAGUUACUGUUGUUCACGUUAGUAAAAUGUAUUUCGUCAGAUUGAGUUGAUAGUCUUUUUCUGUUUGCUGCACUUGGUGCACUAUUCAGUGACUCAAUGUUUUCCUCCUUUUGUAUGUUUGGUCAUUCAAACAUCCUGUGUCCUGGUUUCUCUUAAUCCCCUAUGUUUUAGAUCCUUGUAGGUUAUUGUGUUCUUGUAGUUUGUUGCACGGUGUCCUCUCGACGCCUGACUGGUUUAUCUGUCCCUCUACAGGUGUGGAAGGUGAAGAAAGCCUUUAAGAUACAGAUUGUCUGGAAGGGUGUAAAACCAACAUUUAUAGUAAGCCUGGUUUGUUUGGAAGGAUAUCCGAGUUCAUUUCUUCAGGAUUACGUUUGGUCUCCGUUUGUUCUACAUUGAUAUCAAGUGUGUGUUUUUCUCCCUGCAGUUUGGAAAGUCUGACGAAUCAGAGAGGAGGACUGUAGAGUAUGAUACUCUGGUGAGACUUGCCAUAUACAUUUGUUUUGUCCAUUUCAAAAAGCACCAAACACUACAUGUGUUCCUUUCUCCUCAGUGUGUAUAUAAGUAGCAUUGUCAUAAAUAGCAUCCAUUUGAUUUUCCUUUCAACGUUCUUCUCUUCCCAGGCAAUGAAGUACCUGUCGUAUUUACUCUACCCAAUGUGUAUUGGAGGAGCGGUUUAUGCCUUAGUGUUUUUGAGAUACAAAAGGUAGGCUAUAACAUUGUCUGGACAAUAACAUAUCGAUUCCCCCCUUGGAGCCUCGAUGUUGCCCAGACCCGGUCUACUAUGCGUUUUGAAUGUGUAAUAAUGUCUCCUCUGCUUUCUGUUUGGCAGUUGGUACUCCUGGAUCGUCAACAGUUUAGUGAAUGGUAAAUUCUCUGACAUUACCCAGAAGCCAGCAUGAUUUGCUGUAAUUUACUUUUAAAAGCCAGAUUUACCAUAAGCGUUGUUUUUUUUUGUUUAGAUCAAUUGUUUUAUUAUAUGUUCAGUCAUUAGGCAGAAUCAUUGGACAAAUAAAAAAUGCAUUGUCAGUGCACGUCCAUGAUCAUCAAUAAUAGAAGUAUUGUUAUUCCCAUUGAUGGUUUAUUUUUUGACAGGAGUAUACGCUUUUGGAUUCCUCUUCAUGCUACCUCAACUCUUUGUUAACUACAAGGUCAGUUACAUUAUACAUUUUAGUCAUUUAGCAGACGCUCUUAUCCAGAGCGACUUACAGUUAGUGAGUGCAUAAAUUUUUUUCAUACUGGCAUGCUGCCGCAUACUGGCGCCAUGCUCUACCAACUGAGCUACACGGGUAUACUGAGCGCUAGUGCACGUCUUCCGUGGUGUAUUAUCACAUGACGCUAAAAUCCAGACGCUGGUGUCCAUAUCGAUUUUAUUCUUGUUUCAACAGUUCAAAUCCGUGGCACAUCUACCCUGGAAAGCAUUCAUGUAUAAAGUGAGUGAAUUGUAUCAGGCCUCAUUUGAGAGAUCGUCAGGUUUUACACUGUUAGAUGGAAAUGGUUUUUAUCAUUGACGGGCGAUAAGAGUAUGGUUACCAGAAUGUGUAAUAAUUGUUGCAAUGAAACAUCCAUAAAUCUAUCCGAAAAUAGACAUAAUAAGGUGAUGAAAAUGAAGCUGAAGGACGUUUAAUGAUAGUCGGUUUAUAUUUAUUGCGUCUCAUCUUGUCCAUCCCCAGGCGUUCAACACCUUUAUCGACGACAUAUUUGCCUUCAUCAUCACCAUGCCCACCUCCCAUCGGCUAGCCUGCUUCAGGGAUGAUGUGGUCUUCCUCGUCUACUUGUACCAGAGAUGGUAAGCCACACGGCAGACACACACACACACACACAGGUGUAGGAUCUUCAUUUGAUCACUGUUUUGUUGCUGAGAAUUUCCCAACGCUGCAGGAAAUGUAGAUGAGCUUUGUGAUUUACAUAAUUUCACUGAAAACCCACACUAACACAAGGUUAUAUUAACAGUAUUGCACUUUUUAAAGUAUCCUACUUUUGUCCAGCUAAUAGCCUAACCACCGAUCAAGCAACAUUAUAGACUAAACGUUCAAAUUCUGUUGCUGCAGGAUUAUUUAUCUGCGACAAUACUGGUCAAAUUAAGAUCCUACACACACACACACACACACACUGCAGUUUCCCUAAAUUGACUGUUGCAGUUGGUAAAAUGAGUCACUUGUAAAUAACACGAUCUCCAAUGCUACAACAGAAUAUCCUCACAUUGACCGCAUCAAUUUGUUUACUACAACCUUUACCCCACUCUUUUUCUCUCGUAAGGCUGUAUCCUGUUGAUAAGACCAGAAUGAACGAAUACGGACUGUCUUACGACGAGGAAGAGAUACCCGAAGGAAAGGCCCACAAAGACUAAAACUGAUCACAGACACACAUGCAGGUCCUGAGAGCCAUGUGUAGAAGAUGGACCUACACGUCGCUGUGCUGGGAUGGGGUACUAUGCCUGUAAAACACUUUGGUGUUAUUUGUCACAAGGUGGAUUUGCCUCGUAGGGAAGGUUCAGAUAUCCUUACUGCUCUCCUAAGCCCCUCACUCCCAGCCAGUCACCACCCACCUUAUACCUACCCAGACCAUUGAAGACUUGAGUGGGCUUACCUAAGCAAUACGAUGCCUAGCACAGCACUGGUUGAAUUGGCCACAGCUGCCACCAGUUGAAGGAGCAUGGACCAACCCAUUAUGUAUAACAUGAUUGGUGAAUGUGUUUGUCUAUGGAAUGGGACCAACUCAGUCCCCCUCCCCUUGCCCGCCUGCCUGCACCUGUUUUCCCCCAUCCAACUUAUAAAAAUAAAUAAAACACCUGGUGCUUCAUAUCAUGAUGUCAUCAUCAGGAGACGCUAACUGAUGUCACCACGUUUUGUUCUCUUGGUCAAAGCGAACAGAAUCCUGUUUGAUAAUUCAGAAGAAGAUCUCAGCUUUUAUGUUUGUAUUUGACCUUUGUAAAGUAUUAGAACAUGAAGACCACGAGAUGAUGGUGCCAAAUAUGGGAAAUUAUAUUUGAUGUGCUUUGAAUGUGAAAAUGUGUGAUGUUACAUUUUGUUAAUUGUUAUUAAAGCAUUCGAUAAUG
This is a messenger RNA of Coregonus sp. 'balchen', 10560 nucleotides long. The record is from the annotation of a GenBank genome assembly. Lineage: Eukaryota; Metazoa; Chordata; Actinopteri; Salmoniformes; Salmonidae.